Messenger RNA from Haliotis rufescens (red abalone), 553 nucleotides. Its product is annotated as calcium-binding protein LPS1-alpha-like. The record is from RefSeq and is a predicted model, not a curated record. Lineage: Eukaryota; Metazoa; Mollusca; Gastropoda; Lepetellida; Haliotidae. The transcript is spliced from 6 exons. Bases 111 to 518 code for a protein of 135 amino acids. Gene Ontology annotation, molecular function: calcium ion binding.
CCACUUGUAAUCUGGCUGAUAAAAACAACCUCGUGACCAAACAUCUGGUUAAAAACUCAGAGUCACAUCGCCUACUUCAUUUGUGAAUACGAUACACAAAAGACACAACUAUGCUGCUUCUCCUCUGCUUGACGUUCGUCGGUCUGUGCGCUGGACAAGGAAACUUUCACGACCAGUACGCCAAGGUCUUUGAGAGUAAAGUUGACACUAACAACAAUAAGAUGGCCGACGUCUCCGAAUUCAAGGCCAUCUUCGACUCGUACGAUCUGAACAAGGACGGCCAGGUGCCGGUGGCGGAAUACGAGAAGGCAACUGGAGGCGUUGGAGCUGGACCAGCCGCGUUCUUCGCCCUCCUUGACCCUAACAGCGACGGCGUUAUACACAGAACAGAAGUGCCCGCCAUCCUCAACAGCUUCGACGUCAACGGAAACGGCAAGGUCACGGAGGAAGAGUUUCUCAAGCAUUAUGGCGAUCUUUACAAUAAGGUUCUCGCCAUGCAGAUUUCCGUUGGUAAAUAGAGGUCCCUUGUAUAAAUAAAGAUAUUUGAAUAGCC